Molecule: messenger RNA, 564 nt
Organism: Hibiscus syriacus
Lineage: Eukaryota; Viridiplantae; Streptophyta; Magnoliopsida; Malvales; Malvaceae
Product: rhodanese-like domain-containing protein 4, chloroplastic
Exons: 6
Coding region: 1-564 (187 amino acids)
Source: RefSeq, a predicted model, not a curated record
AUGCCUAACUAUGCGUUUGGCAGAAAGGUGGCAAUAAUGCAAGUUAGAAGAAAGCAAUUAGACACAAUCCUUCAACUUCUAGGCUCAGCUGCUAUUGUGCAGUUUGUUAGCAGAAGCUCCUAUAUGCAGAGACAUGACCGAAAGCAAACUCUGCAACAAGUUGACGAAUUCUUAAACACAAAGUUGGCUCCUAAGGAACUUGUUGACGACGUGAAGCAAAUUGGAGUGGCCCUUCUACCAACAAGUACUACUAGCAAAGCUCUUCCAGCACCUACGGAGGCAAAACCUGAACCCAAAGUCGAACCAGCAGCAGCAAAAUCCCCUCAAGUUAAAUCGGUUCCCCAAACAAAAGUCGAGCCUACCACUAGCAAGACCACUCUUUCACCUACAGAGGCAAAACCGGAGCCAAAAGUUGAAGCAACAGCAGUAACCCCUCUAAUUAAUUCAGUUCCUAAAACAGAAUCCAAGGCUGAUGGAAACUUUAGAUUCCCUAGACCACUUUCACCAUAUUCUUGUUAUCCUUAUUUGAAGCAACCAACAUCUCCUACUCCAUCAGAGCCCUAG